UCCGCUAGUUGGCUGACGGGGGAACUUGGGGUUGCGCGGCCGCGCUUCCGCCCUUGGCCGACUGUGGAGCCGAGGCAUGGAGGCGGGUUAGCCCCCGGCGCGAGGCCGAGCAGGCGGUGAGGAGAACGGCGGGCUCGAGGCUGCAAGCCCGGCGGGCCCGAGUGCGCUCGCGGCUGAAAUGUUCUUUGCGGAGCCAGAGUCUGGGUGUAUAUGAAUGCAGAUCCUCACCCAUUCCCAAAUAAAUCCAGGCAUCUCAACUGAGAGGAUCACUUCUCUGUAGGCCAUCACCUCAGGUGCAGAAUGAGUACAUGUUGUUGGUGUACCCCAGGGGGUACUUCCACCACUGACUUCCUGCAACGCUAUGCAUCCAAGACCCGCUCCAGUGAAUUUCAGACAGCUGAUGAAGACCUCUGCUACUGCUUGGAGUGUGUGGCUGAAUACCACAAAGCAAGGGACGAAUUGCCGUUCUUACAUGAGGUUUUAUGGGAAUUAGAAACCUUACGUCUCAUAAAUCACUUUGAAAGAUCCAUGAAGGCAGAAAUUGGAGAUGAUGAUGAGUUAUAUAUAGUAGACAACAACGGAGAGGCACAGCUGUUCGACUUCACUGGCCAAGACUUUGAAAAUAAGCUUCGAGUUCCUCUUCUUGAAAUACUGAAAUAUCCAUAUUUGCUUUUACAUGAGCAUGUCAAUGAAUUAUGUGUUGAAGCACUUUGCCGGAUGGAACAAGCUAAUUGUUCCUUUCAAGUUUUUGACAAACAUCCAGGGAUCUAUCUAUUUUUGGUUCAUCCCAAUGAAAUGGUUCGGCGUUGGGCUAUCCUGACUGCAAGAAACUUGGGGAAAGUGGAUAGAGAUGAUUACUAUGACUUACAGGAGGUUUUGACUUGCCUUUUUAAAGUUAUUGAGUUGGGACUUUUAGAAAACCCAGACAUUUAUACUUCUUCUGUCCUUGAGAAGGGUAAACUGGUUCUUCUGCCUUCACACAUGUAUGAUACUGCCAACUACAAAAACUAUUGGUUAGGUAUUUGCAUGCUGCUUACCAUUCUUGAGGAGCAAGCCAUGGAUUCACUGUUGUUGGGCUCAGAUAAACAGAAUGAUUUUAUGCAGUCAAUACUUCAUACCAUGGAGAGGCAAUCAAAUGAUGAUAGUGUGGAUCCUUUCUGGCCAGCGUUACACUGUUUCAUGGUGAUUCUGGAUCGCCUUGGAUCUAAGGUCUGGGGUCAACUUAUUGAUCCUAUUGAAGCAUUUCAAACCAUUAUUAACAACGUGAGCUACAAUAGAGAGAUCCAGAACAUACGGAACAGCUGUAUGAGGACCAAGUUAGAACCGGAGUCAUAUUUGGAUGAUAUGGUGACUUGCAGCCAGAUUGUAUACAAUUAUAACCCUGAAAAGACCAAAAAGGAUUCAGGGUGGAGAUCAGCCAUUUGCCCCGAUUAUUGUCCUAACAUGUAUGAAGAAAUGGAAACAUUAGCUAACGUGCUCCAGUCAGAUAUUGGUCAGGACAUGCGUGUUCAUAACAGCACAUUUCUGUGGUUCAUCCCUUUCGUGCAAUCCCUCAUGGACCUGAAGGAUCUGGGUGUGGCUUACAUAGUGGAGGUUAUUCACCAUCUGUACUCUGAAGUCAAAGAUGUUCUCAACCAGACAGACGCUGUGUGUGACAAAGUCACUGAGUUUUUCCUUCUGAUUUUGGUGUCCGUGAUUGAACUGCAUAGAAAUAAAAAAUGUCUACAUUUGCUGUGGGUUAGUUCCCAGCAGUGGGUGGAGGCUGUGGUGAAGUGUGCCAAGCUACCGACCACAGCGUUUGCACGGAGUUCCGAGAAGUCAUCUGGAAACUGUUCGAAGGGCACAGCAAUGAUAUCAUCCCUGUCACUGCAUUCAAUGCCCUCCAACUCUGUGCAGCUGGCUUGUGUGCAGCUGAUUAGAAGUCUCCUGAAAGAAGGCUAUCAGCUUGGGCAGCAGACUCUCUGUAAACGGUUCCGGGAUAAACUCAACUUGUUCCUGCGAGGGAAUUUAUCUUUAGGUUGGCAGUUGACUAGUCAGGAAACCCAUGAGCUACAAACUUGUUUAAAGCAAAUUAUUAGGAACAUAAAAUUCAAAGUACCUCAGUUUAGCACUUCUGUGGAUCUGAAUCCUGCAUGUAAGACGCCUCCUGCAUCUUUUAAAGAAGAAAGUGAACAAAUAGGGAAGAAGUCUGAAAAAGAUGUGUACUGUCUGGAAAAUUCCAGCCCAACAUCUUCUAAAGAACCAAUGAAAGCUGAUGCAUAUCAAGUGCAAGAGAGUAUUUUGAGCAAAGCAAAUAAUGCCAUAGAAGAGAGUAAAGAGCCAUGUUAUAUAAAAGAUUUGAAACUAGAAGGCCACCUCUCAGCUGAGUCAUGUUUGAAGCUGAGUAGUAAAAACCUUGCCUGUGAAAGAGUUCAAAAUCAAGUUAAAAUAAGUACAGGGAAAUAUAAGUCUGUAAAAGAGAAUUCCUCAUGUACCCCACAGGAUGGUACUUUAAGAAAUGGUCCAGAAAAAGUAUUUGACAGAGGAAUAAUAAUAUCAAGGCGCUUAUUGACUGUUUCUAGCACGGAUUCUAUGGAAAAAGUGUCUGCCUCCAAUGAGGACUUCUCUUUAAAGGAUGAUGAUCUUGGCAAAAGCUCAACAGCAAAAUCUAAGACACAUAAAGAUGGAGUCUGUGCUAAGUUGUCACAUGUAAUAAAAAAGCAACACAGGAAAAGUAUCAGUUUAGAGGAAAACCUGGCUGUAUCUAGCAUUGAGGGUUUCUAUUCAGAGAAAGAUAUAGGAGGUCAGAAAGGAGGUGGGAACAUAUGCACUCCUUCUUUAGUCCCUAAUGGUAUUCUGGAUGAUAAAAAUGGAGAACAAAAAUCUCAAAGCUGUUUAUUGCUGAGAAAGAAAGAAGUAAAGAAAGAAAAGUUAGAUAUUUUUUCUACCCCUGAAAACAGUUGUCAAAUACAGGAAUGUCAUGUUGAUACCAAAGAUUUGGUCUCACUCACAGAAAUGACCAAUACUUUCAUGACGAAAGCAUCUCCCUUUAAAGAGCCUGUGACUGGGCAUGAAUUGAGAGAUAGGAAAAUUAGUAGGAGCACUGAUCAAUUUUCUUCUAAUUUAAGAGAACAGGACCUUAGCAGCAGUCCCCAGCCUGACACCUUAACAGAUUCUCAGGUAGAUAGAGACCUCCACAAAUUAUCUUUAAUGGCUCAAGCCAGUGUUACUAAGUUCCCAUCAGAUUCAACUCAAAAAAGUUUAUCCCAAAUACAAAGAAAAGUAAAAGAUGAGAAAAGAUGUUUCACAGCAAACCAAAAUAUCAGGGAAACCUGCCAUGGACAGGUUAUUAUUAUUUCAGAUUCCGAUGAGGAGGAGGAGGAGGAAAGAAUCCUGGGUUUGAAGGAACAAAUGAAAGAGAUCAAAGCAUGCAUUGAGAAAGAAUGUCCAGAGCAACAUACUUCAAUAGCUAACACAAAUGUGGAACAGAAGGUAUUAAUAAAGGAAGAAAAUCCAAUGUCCCUUUUGCAGUUUGAGGAAUCUGAUUCUCAGUUUUUUGAGUUUGAGACUCCAUGUGAAGUGUUUUCAGUUUGGCAUGAUCAGAAACCAGACAAGAAUUCAGCUCAAGAGAAUGAGAAAAAUCCAUGCUCGACUCCUGUGGGUGAUACUGCAAAUGAUUUGGGUUAUGAGACAGAUUAUGUAUCUGAAGAGGUCAUUAAAAAAGUAGCAGAGAACUUUGAAGAGCGCACAAAACCACGUAGUAGUAGUACUUCUGUUGAGGAAUUUUGUGAAAUUGAAGUAAAAAAACCCAAGAGAAGACGGUAUGAAAAACCUAUAGCUGAAGAUCCUCUAAGGCCUUCAUCUUCUGUCAAAAAUGAGGACCAGUCAAACAAGGGGAAUCUGAGUAAAAAUGAUUUUAAAGGUGUAGACCCAAGAGCUACAGUUCCCAGUUCAAGUGUUCAGAGAAACGCUGCGGUUUCCCCAAAGAAGUCUCUUCCAAAGCCUCGCACGUAUUCCAGACCUGUCAGGAAAGUUCCAGUGGUUAAAGCUUCUAAGAAAUCCCCUUCAGAUACCAAGAAAGGACAGAGUAAAAGCUCCCAUUACAUAAGCUGUAGAACAACUCCUGCUAUUGUGCCGCCAAAGAAAUUUCGCCAGUGUCCCGAACCAACUUCAACAGUUGAGAAACUUGGCCUGAAAAAGGCUCCUCGUAGGGCGUUUGAAUUGUCCCAGCGAUCUUUAGAGUGUAUAGAUCAGCUACGUGACCAUGGCAGAUCUGUUGGAGUAGUGGAUACCCGGAAAAAGACAAAGUUAAUUUCUCCUCAGACUCUCUCUGUCAGAAAUAAUAAGAAACUGCUGACGAGUCAAGACCUUCAGUUGCAUAGGCAGAUGAGAUCCAAAUCACAACACAACAGACAAGGACGUUUUGAUUGUCGAAGUACAGAUAAGACACGAGCAGGGCCAUGUGCUGCACAGAGCUCUGCUGUGCCGGAGUCAAGUAAGUCAGAUUACAGUCAUCACGGAGGAGCCGAGGUGACUGCUAACAAUAAGGGAAAACAAUUACUAACAUGUCAGUCUUCUGAAACAGAACCCGUGAAAGCAAACCAGUGUAAUCCUGUCAUGGUAAAUGGAAGAACAGCAACAACUGAAGCCAUUGUUCCUACCUCAGAGGCCCUGUUAGGCAGAGGUGACCCAACAGUCCAUCAUUUAGAGGUGGCGACUUUGAAAGAGGGAGAGCCUGAAUUCAGCAGUGACAUAGAGGAGGAGGAUAUAUUCUUAACACAGCGUGACCCUGAAGACAUGGAUUUAUGUUCACAAAUUGAGGGAGAGUAUGAUAAACUCAUUGAAGUCAUUGAUGGAAAAGAUACCGUGCAGGGAGAGGAAGAAUGUGUGAGGCAGCCUCAGUUGGAAUCUUUGAGUAGCACAAAAUGUAGGUACAAAGAUUGUGUUGAAACUCUGAAAAACCCGGGUGAAUACUGCUCAAAACACUCAAAAACUAAAGCCACAGAUGAAGAUACAUUUCGUAAACCUGGCUUGCCUCUGUCUGCAUCAAAACGUUCGAGACCUUCCACGACCAAGGUUUUUAGUUCAAGCAGUACUUCACGGAUUGCUGGUCUCUCCAAGUCUUUGGAAAGUACCGCAUCCCUCCCAUCAUGUCUGAAAAACAAGUCAAGUGGGGCACAGUCUGUUCUGAAAGGACCACAGCCACCCCUUCUGGUGUCUCUGAAGCCAGUGGCUGAAGUGAAAGGUCUGUGCAGUGUUUUCCCUGCUCAGACUCCAAAUAACUCCAACAGGCAAGUUUUGAGAGUUCCAUUUGGGGAAAGCAGAUCUUUUUUGACUUCCUCUCCAGUAAACAUUCUCACGUCGUCACAGUCCAUCUCUGAUACCUUUGUAAAAGAGGUCUUGAAAUGGAGAUACGAGAUGUUUGUGAACUUUGAUCAGUGUGGGCCCCCGUCGAGUCUGUGUCAGUCCAUCGCAAGACGGGUGCCUAUCAGGUUUCAAGACUGUGGAGAUUAUUUCAGUGUGUUUUUCCCUUUGAUGGUACUGAAUACUUUUGAAACAGUGGCACAGGAAUGGAUCAGCUCUCCAAACAAAGAGAAAUUCCAUCAGUUGCAUUUACGAAAAUUUCCUGGUGAUUAUAAAAAAUACUGGGAGUUUGUGGUUUAUCUUGAGGAAGGUGAACUAGCUAAACAGCUUCAUCCAAGGGAAAAUGAUUUGGUGUUUUUGGUUCCUGAAAGACUCAAUGAGGAGAAGAAAGAUUUAGAGUGGAGUCACCUGGAGGAUGCCUGUGAAUAUUACUGUGGCUAUGUUCAUAAAUUCCGCCGUACUUCAGUCAUGCAUAAUGGGAAAUCUGAGUGUUCGGUUUCCAUCCAGACUCAAGAUAAUUUACCAGUCAAUUUAAAUGAACUCGUGAAAUGCUUUGUAAUCAGCUCUCUGGUGACUACACAAAGGAAGUUGAAAGCCAUGUCUUUGCUGAGUGGUCGGAACCAACUGGCCAGAGCCAUUCUGAAUCCAAACCCCAUGGACUUCUGUACAAAAGAUUUACUAACUACAACGUCUGAGAGAAUUGUUGCCUACUUAAAAGAUUUCAAUGACGACCAGAAGAAAGCGAUAGAAACUGCAUAUGCCAUGGUGAAACACUCCCCGUCAGUUGCCAAGAUCUGUCUGAUUCAUGGACCACCUGGAACAGGAAAAUCAAAAACCAUUGUUGGCAUCCUGUACCGCCUGCUGACCGAGAACCAAAGGAGGGGGCAUUCAGAUGAAAACUCCAAUGCCAAAAUCAAGCAAAACCGUGUCCUCGUAUGUGCACCUUCCAAUGCAGCUGUUGAUGAACUUAUGAAAAAAAUUAUCCUUGAAUUCAAAGAAAAGUGUAAAGACAAGAAGAAUCCUAUGGGAAACUGUGGAGAUAUAAACUUAGUACGUCUAGGUCCAGAAAAGUCUAUUAAUAAUGAGGUCCUAAGAUUCAGUUUGGACAGUCAAGUUAACCACAGAAUGAAAAAAGACUUACCGUCUCAUGUUCAGGAGAUGCACAAAAGAAAGGAAUUUCUCGAUCGUCAACUUGAUGAACUUUCCCGCCAGCGUGCUUUAUGCCGAGGUGGAAGGGAAUCGCAGAGGCAAGAAUUAGAUGGAAAAAUUGCCAGAGUUUCAAAAGAAAGGCAGGAGCUUGCUUCUAAAAUUAAAGAGGUUCAAGGACGCCCACAGAAGACACAGAGCAUCAUCAUCUUAGAGUCGCACAUCAUUUGCUGCACGCUGAGCACGAGUGGUGGCCUGCUGCUCGAGGCUGCUUUCCGUGGGCAGGGAGGCGUCCCCUUCAGCUGUGUCAUCGUUGAUGAGGCUGGACAGUCCUGUGAAGUUGAAACUCUUACUCCACUCAUCCAUCGUUGCAACAAGCUUGUCCUCGUAGGAGACCCUAAGCAGCUCCCUCCCACAGUCAUUUCCGUGAAGGCACAGGACUAUGGCUAUGACCAGUCAAUGAUGGCCCGCUUCCACAAGCUCCUGGAGGAGAGUGUGGAGCACAACAUGAUUGGCAGGCUGCCUGUCUUACAGCUCACCAUCCAGUACAGGAUGCACCCGGACAUAUGCCUCUUUCCUUCUAGUUACGUUUAUGACGGAAUCUUGAAAACAAAUAGAGGGACAGAGACCAGUCGGUGCUCAUCUGACUGGCCAUUUCAACCCUACCUCGUGUUUGAUGUUGGAGAUGGCUUAGAAAGACGGGAUAAUGACUCAUAUGUAAAUGUUCAAGAGAUAAAACUGGUAAUGGAACUAAUUAAACUUAUUAAAGACAAAAGAAGGGACAUUAAUUUCCGAAACAUUGGCAUAAUAACCCAUUACAAGGCUCAGAAGACGAUGAUUCAGAAGGAUUUGGACAAAGAGUUUGAUAGAAAAGGGGCAGCAGAAGUAGAUACCGUGGAUGCCUUCCAGGGUCGUCAGAAAGACUGUGUUAUUGUUACAUGUGUCAGAGCAAAUGCCACACAAGGCUCAAUUGGAUUUCUGGCAAGUUUGCAGAGAUUGAAUGUCACCAUCACACGAGCCAAGUACAGCCUCUUCAUCCUGGGACACUUGAGAACCCUAGUGGAAAAUAGGCAUUGGUAUCACCUGAUUCAAGAUGCACAGAAGCGUGGCGCCAUUAUUAAGACUUGCGACAAGAACUACAGACACGAUGCAAUGAAGAUCCUGAAGCUCAAACCAUUGCUUCAGAGGAGCCUUACUCACCCUCCUGCUGUCGCUCCAGAGGCAUCCAGACCCCAGGGUGGCCUACCCAGCAAGCAAGAUGGUGAACUCAGCAAGACAUCUUUUGCUUCUUCCCUGUACCACUCACCCUCUGAUUCCAAAGAAGCCACAGUCACUGAGGCUGCAAAGGAUCCUGAAAGGCCACCCACUCAGGACCGGCUUCGGGACCCAAGACUGCUGCGGAGGAUGGGCUUAGCCUUUGAUGCCCAAGGAAUAAGCCUCAGGGAGCCGCAGCCCUUGAGCCCCCAGCAUUCCGGAGCAGCGCCUCCAUCAGGCGCGCCAGGCUGCCCUGGGAGUCCCCAGGAGCCAUGCACCGUCAGGCAGCAGGGAGUCACCCUGAACAGCCACAUGCCUCACACGCAGUGCGACUCUCCAGCCGCUGGUACUGACACUUCCACAAGCAAAAAGAAGUGUGACCAGGAAGAGGGGGUGCUCAGCCACAGGAGAGAGACCAGGGCCUUGAGUGAAGGGGAUCAGGAGUGGUGGGCGAGCUCCCACACAAAGAGGAACUCAGACUGGGAUGAGAGGGGCCUGGAGGAGGACAGCCACUCAAAGAAGAGACGGGUUUUAUAGUAUAGCCAAACAGCAGAGGCUGUUAGCCACAACCAUUGCUGCAGACCUCUGAUGACCAACUGACAGGCUUGUCCAGAUAAGACUGCUUUUUUCCUUACAGGAGUUUGUUGUUGUUGGAAAACAAAAUGUAUUAUAACACAUGGGCCUCUUGGUCCUUUUUGUCAGUUGUAAAAGCUUUCAGAGGACAUUUGUGUAUCAGUAAUUAUGUCUUUGAAGUAGGAGGCUUGCAGUGUUGAUCUCUUGUUCUUGUAGAAAAGGAGGUCAGCCUGGAGAGGUUGUAGAAGUUGGAAUGUAUAUUUGUAUAGCAAAUAACAAAAUCCUUUUAAAAUUUAAUCUGGUAGACGGCUUUUCUUUCCCCUGCUUAAAAUGUUAAUCAUUUUCAACAGAACAAACCUUAUAUUUAAAAAAAAAAAAGUGUGAGGAGGGCAGGUCCUUUAAACCAUUGUUAUGGCAAAACAGAUGUUUAACAGCCCAGGUAGUCUGGCAAGGAGCUGAGUUUAGUGCUGGUGGGUCAGAGGUCUCUAGUUCUGUUUUUUAAAAGCAGCUAGAGUCUGCUGGGGGAAACUUGGGAAGCAGAAGAUUACGUUAUUUUAAGUUGCACUGAUGACCUUUGUAGACCAGGCACCCUGACACAGGAUAGUGCAUUUCUGUGAUGAGUGCAUCUUCUAGUAGUGAGCACAUAGUUCUCUAGCUAAAAUUCUCAUUCUUCUUGAAUUAGGAGAAUAUGAAAUGAAAGUGUGGUUCUUGACAUGUCAUUCAGAUGCCCCCAGCAUAUCUUGAGUUUUCUGCAACUCGUGGGUUAGAAAUCCAGCGGUUGCCAAGUGCAAGAUCCGUGCCGAGGUGGCUUGCGUGAAAGCGUGCACUUCUUGGGUUGAGCCAGAAAACUGGGUGUUCUCCAUCUUCCCAAGGGGUUCUUGGGGACUUGAGACAAUAUUUUAGACAGGAAAGAGACAUCCUUUAAAAAGAGCAGGCUGGAAGAGCAGCGCAGGUACUUAGGAGUUCAGAACCAAGGAGAGAGUUGACAGGUUUCCUCUCGUCUCUGGAGACCAUUGUAAUUGAUGCAGAUACAGCGCUGUUGUGGGGCAUCUGGUUAGAGGGCUUGUGCUUCUGCGAAAGGAAGUGGCUGUGGUGGAUGGAGGUCUGGUGACUUGGAUGAGGGCGGGGCUGCCCAGUUUCAAAGUCUGGCUUUCCCUGCACACACACAGUGGUGCUAAAGUCUCACAGACACGAGCGUGUGUUAACAGUCAACCUGCAUUUGAAGCCGUGGUUGGUCGUGUACACCGUGCGGCACCCCAGCUAUGCGGGGGUAGCGAGCACAUCCCUGAGUGUGAACGUGUCUUUGCGAGCCCAUCCCUCUGAAGUGUCUUUGCUCUUCUGCUUUUUAAGCAGAAAGGGCUUUGUGUUUGUCAGAAAUUGUCCUGAAGCAGGUUAUUAAGAGCUUUAAAAGUGCGUUUGGUUGCCAACAGUUAAAACCCUCUACUUCUCUGUUCCUCUUGUCCCUCUCACUGGUGUCUAGGCCUCUGCUUGCCCCUCUCACUGGUUUCUAGGCCUCUGCUUGCCCCUCUCACUGGUAUCUAGGCCUCUGCUUGGGCAUGGAUACUCCCUGUCACCUGGGGAGCACGUGCUCUGUCCCCAGAGUCAGCCCCUGCUCCCCUGCCACGGAGGCGGGCUGAGCCCUGCUUGGGGCCAGGGCUUUGUAAGCUUCCUGCCUGGCCUUUGGCAAGAAAGCUCAUUAUUACUGUGUUUAUUUUCCUCCUGUCUUGGUAGAAUGCUUGAUUUAGCAGACAGUUGUAGUGAUCACGGUUUAGAGAGUCUAGAAGGUGUUAGCUUAUAGAAGAGGUGUGACGGACACAGCUGGGCCAGGAGCUUUCCCCACGCUGCUCACACAGCGUGAAUAUAAGGAAGGGUUUGUUGCCAGUUCUCACACGUCGUGUCCACCUUUUGGUUCGCCAUUCACCUAGUCUGGAAAUGCAAGAAGUAGCACAUCAGAAAAUCUGCUGAGCACGUGUGUCCUGACAGCCUCUCCCAGCAGAAAUGGCCAUACCAGACAUGGCGCUGGAGGCGCACUGUAGCUCCAGUUGGUAUGCUUGUGUGUCUGCACGAAGCACUUCGCGUGUACCGUGUGGCCUUUCUGAUUCAUUGUCACAGCAGGGUUGUUGAUGGGCGGUUAGUCUGCAAGUGAAAAAUAACAACUUGUUAGUUUUGUCCUUGCCAUGGCGUUAUAAGACAGUGCCCUGUCUUCUUUCAGUCUUAAUUCUUUCAACAUGAAAAUAUUCUACUUAAAAUCUUGUUUUGUUUCUUUGUAUAUGAUUUGCCUUGAAAUUACUGUGGGCAGUUUAUUUAGUUCUGUUUUCAUGCAUUAUCAGGAGCAGAUUUGAUAAGUACAUGUGAAGAACCUCCUGUAAAUGAGUUUUAUAACAAAAUUGUACUAAACUAUUUUCUAAACUCAGUUGUGCAGGUUUAUAGUUUUCUUUGCUGUAGUUUUCUUUCUAUGCCCUGAAUUCCUAACCAGGAUUUGGCAAACAAUAGCCGUGUUGUCUCUGUUAAGACCUGAAUAUUAAGAGAAAAUGGCAGAAUUAAAAGCAGAAACAAGAAA
Molecule: messenger RNA, 10876 nt
Organism: Capra hircus (goat)
Lineage: Eukaryota; Metazoa; Chordata; Mammalia; Artiodactyla; Bovidae
Gene: SETX
Product: senataxin
Exons: 26
Coding region: 301-8280 (2659 amino acids)
Biological process (GO): termination of RNA polymerase II transcription
Cellular component (GO): nuclear body
Molecular function (GO): transcription termination site sequence-specific DNA binding; helicase activity
Source: RefSeq, a predicted model, not a curated record